Porites evermanni is the source of this 2625-nucleotide messenger RNA. The record is from the annotation of a GenBank genome assembly. NCBI's taxonomy places the organism in Eukaryota, Metazoa, Cnidaria, Anthozoa, Scleractinia, Poritidae.
AUGUAUACCCAUGUAUACCCAUGUAAUGCCAUGUAUUACCAUGUAUUACCAUGUAUAGCCAUGUAUUGCCAUGUAUUACCAUGUAUAGCCAUGUAUUACCAUGUAUACCAAUGUAUUGCCAUGUAUUACCAAGUAUUAUUAUAAAAAAAAUAAAAUAAAAUAAAAAUAAAAAAGCACUUUAUUUGAGUGUCAAUGUAUUUAGCACGAAAGUACUAAUUGGGGACACUAUGUUUUACGUCUCCAACUGGAGACGGGACUGCCAUUUUACGUGGUCAUCCGAGCCACGCGAAGGUCUAGCCUGUUGCAGUGCAAAGGGAGUACCUUCAUUUCUCGGUUAUUUUAAGACCCUGAGUAUUGGUCCGGCCUCAGGAAUCGAACCCGCGACCUCCCGCUCUGCAGUCAACACGCUCUACCGACUGAGCUAACACUGCCGCGGUACAAUGUAUAAUAUAAUAUAUUAAUAUAUAUUACCAUGUAUUGCCAUGUAUUGCCAUGUAUACCCAUGUAUACCCAUGUAUAGCCAUGUAUUGCCAUGUACUACCAUGUAUUGCUAUGUAUUACCAUAUAUCACCAUGUAUUACCAUGUAUAGCCAUGUAUAGCCAUGUAUACCCAUGUAAUGCCAUAUAUUGCCAUGUAUUACCAUGUAGAGCCAUGUAUAGCCAUGUAAACCAAUGUUAUGCCAUGUAUUGUUAUGUAUUACCAUGUAUAGCCAUGUAUAGCCAUGUAUACCCAUGUAUACCCAUGUAAUGCCAUGUAUUGCCAUGUAUUACCAUGUAUAGCCAUGUAUUACCAUGUAUACCAAUGUAUUGCCAUGUAUUACCAAGUAUUAUUAUAAAAAAAAUAAAAUAAAAUAAAAAUAAAAAAGCACUUUAUUUGAGUGUCAAUGUAUUUAGCACGAAAGUACUAAUUGGGGACACUAUGUUUUACGUCUCCAACUGGAGACGGGACUGCCAUUUUACGUGGUCAUCCGAGCCACGCGAAGGUCUAGCCUGUUGCAGUGCAAAGGGAGUACCUUCAUUUCUCGGUUAUUUUAAGACCCUGAGUAUUGGUCCGGCCUCAGGAAUCGAACCCGCGACCUCCCGCUCUGCAGUCAACACGCUCUACCGACUGAGCUAACACUGCCGCGGUACAAUAUAUAAUAUAAUAUAUUAAUAUAUAUUACCAUGUAUUGCCAUGUAUUGCCAUGUAUACCCAUGUAUACCCAUGUAUAGCCAUGUAUUGCCAUGUACUACCAUGUAUUGCUAUGUAUUACCAUAUAUCACCAUGUAUUACCAUGUAUAGCCAUGUAUAGCCAUGUAUACCCAUGUAAUGCCAUAUAUUGCCAUGUAUUACCAUGUAGAGCCAUGUAUAGCCAUGUAAACCAAUGUUAUGCCAUGUAUUGUUAUGUAUUACCAUGUAUAGCCAUGUAUAGCCAUGUAUACCCAUGUAUACCCAUGUAAUGCCAUGUAUUGCCAUGUAUUACCAUGUAUAGUCAUGUAUUGCCAUGUAUUUCUAUGUAUAGCCAUGUAUAACCAUAUAUACCCAUGUAUUGCCAUGUAUUACCAUGUAUUACUAUGUAUUACCAGGUAUCGCCAUAUAUUACCAUGCAUACCCAUGUAUAGCCAUGUAUUGCCAUGUAUUACCAUGUAUUGCCAUGUAUUACCAUGUAUCGCCAUGUAUAGCGAUGAAUAGCCAUGUAAUGCCAUGUAUAGUCAUGUAUAGCCAUGUGUUAGCAUGUAUAGCCAUGUAUUGCCAUGUACGGCCAUGUAUUACCAUGUAUUGCCAUGUAUUGCCAUGUAUCACCAUGUAUACCAUGUAUUGCCAUGUAUAGCCAUGUAUUAACAUGCAUAGCCAUGUAUAGCCAUGUAUAGCUAUGUAGAGCCAUGUAAUGAUAUGUAUAGCCAUGUAUUACCAUGUAUUUCCAUGUAUUUGCAUGUAUUCCCGUGUAUAGCUAGGUAUUGCCAUGUAUUGCUGUGUAUAGCCAUGUAUGACCAUUUAUCGCCAUGUAUUAACAUGUAUUGCCAUGUAUUAUCAUGAGUUACCAUGUAUUACUAUGUAUUACCAUCUUUAGCCAUGUAUUACCAUAUAUAGCCAUGUAUUACCAUGUAUAGCCAUGUAUUGCCAUGUACAGUCAUGUAUUACCAUGUAUUGCCAUGUAUCACCAUGUAUAGCCAUGUAUUGCCAUGUAUAGCCAUGUAUAGCCAUGUAUUGCCAUGUAUAGCCAUGUAUAGCCAUGUAUACUCAUGUAAUGCCAUCUAUUACCAUGUAUUGCCAUGCAUAGCCAUGUAUUGCCAUGUAUUACCACGUAUAGCCAUGUAUAGCCAUGAAUACCCAUGUACAGCCAUGUAUUGCCAUGUAUUACCAUGUAUUGUUAUGUAUUACCAUGUAUCGCCAUGUAUUUUUUACCAUGUAUUGCCAUGUAUCACCAUGUAUAGCCAUGUAUUGCCAUGUAUAGCCAUGUAUAGCCAUGUAUACCCAUUUAAGGCCAUGUAUUACCAUGUAUAGCCAUGUAUUGCCAUGUAUUACCAUGUAUAGCCAUGUAUUACCAUGUUUAUCCAUGUAUAGCCAUGUAUUGCCAUGUAUUACCAUGUAUUGCUAUGUAUUACCAUGUAUCGCCAUGUAUUACCAUGUAUAGCCAUGUAUAG